AUGAAAAUCAAACAAGGGCCCGGCGUAGCAACUGACUCUUUCACUCAAGCCUACGCUGAUGAUCAGAGAACAGUUGAAUCAAGGGUGCUGUUGCAAUCGAGGAGUACAGAACCAACAGCUCCACAGUAUGGAAUACAAAUAGCGUUAUGGACCUCCCUGGAGUUUAUUUUAUCGCAGGUCCCGGACCAAUACCUGCUUGCACAUAACGUCAUUUAUGCUUGGGCCAAGCAUCUGAUUUGUACCAUGUCAAGAAAUUCGAGAAAAAUCUGGCCUCCAGUUGUUGCAGCGACAAUAGUUGCUGGACUGGUAAUAGGAGGUGCUUGGGCGUUCAAGAGAAUUAGCCUUGGGCUUUUCGAAGAACCUGCGAAAACAUCCAAAGCUUGCAAGGGCAACGAUCAAUCUGUGUCACUGGUUCUCACUCAAAAGGAUCUUGACUCUUUCAGUGCGUCGUAUCUGAAUGAUUAUCCAAACCUGACUGUCGUUCUUCAUCCCUCUGUUGAUAAAUCAGAAUUUUUAAAUCGGUUCACUGUGCAAAGACAUUCACACAAAGUCAUCCAAGUUCGGUCAGAGGAAAGUAUUUUCCAUGUUCUGAAACAACUGAACUCCAGAAUAAACCUCGUAACAAUGAGGAACCUGGAAAUGUCUGCAAAAGAAGUCGAAGGAUUUCAUUUAGAUAAGUUUCUGACUAACAUUGAUGAGGUGGAUAGUAUAAAUAAAUAUGUAUAG
This is a messenger RNA of Ogataea haglerorum, 726 nucleotides long. RefSeq lists its product as uncharacterized. The record is from RefSeq and is a predicted model, not a curated record. The coding region runs from base 1 to 726 and encodes 241 amino acids. The transcript has 2 exons. Lineage: Eukaryota; Fungi; Ascomycota; Pichiomycetes; Pichiales; Pichiaceae.